GUGUUUUUCCGUAAAAUUUGCGUGAAAAUUUAGGCCGACCUUUGUUUCGAGCCCGGCAACACCGGUGGAGCCCCGUAGUAUUUUCCGCGAAAACCAUUGACGUUGGAUGACCUACUUUCCAAAAGAACCGUCGACACGGCAAGCCUGCGUUCUACGCAAAGUGGACAUACGGUGUUAUUAUUGUUUUUUUUUUUUCAUCCGCAAUCGAAAUUAUUCAUUUUCACUUUUUUUUUAUCUCUCCCCCUGGUGCGAAAAAAAAACAAAAUAAAUACUUAAAUCCGUCCGCCGCGUUCGUCACAACCCUUCGCGUUUUGCCGUCGCAGCCCGUUCCGCCGUCGGGCCUUACAUUGACAACAUCAACAAAAUUGUCGUCGGCCGCCGACGUGUACGCAGAUAAUAUAUUCUGGGUAAAAUAUUUUAUAUUUUUCCGCCGUCGUCCCGGACAGUUGCCGUCCUGUGUCGUGUACCGCCGCGCCAGUGUUCAUAACAAUACCGAUAUUAUACAUGUAUAUAUGCCAGGCGAAGUGAAAAACAAGUGCAAGUGAAUGACGAUGGCCUACCGACCUAUAUUGCCGCCGUGGUGGCCGUCCGUCGGAAAUGCCUCGGUGCGAGCAUGACGGCGCAACUGUCGGAGUACGCAACGUCAGGCCCGAUGGCCGGCGACGAGAACGGCGGUGGCAGCAGCAGCAGCAAUGAUAGCGGUGGUGUCGUCGUCGUCGGUGGCUGCAGUGGCGACGAAUCCACGGCCGAACGACGGGUGGUGAUGAUCGCGUUCAAAAUGGAAAACGAUUGCGAUGAGGAGACGGCCGCCGGACCGUCGCGGGACGACUCGAACUCGGAACCACACGCCAUGGUCGAACUCGAGCUCGAGCAGCAACAGCAAUCGCCGCCGUCGUUUUCGUCGGACGGAAAUACAGCUGAUCAAAAGUGCAUGGACCUCAGUAAUUUGAACGAAGAUGAUCAAACAUUCAUUGAAGAUUCGAAGUGCAUGGACUUGAGUCAUUUGAGUGACGAUGAUCCUAAUUUCAUUGAAGGUGGAAACGGCGGCGGCGGAGGAGGAGGCGGAGUGUCCGGCUCCAUGGACGGCCUCCAGCAGUACGUGGCCGUCGGCGGAAACGGCGGCGGUACGCCCGUGUCCGCGGCCGCAGCCGCCGUCAACCCGUCGGCCACUGGUUCCGAGCUGCCCGACACUAAAGAGGGCAUCGAAGAACUGUGUCCCGUGUGUGGUGACAAGGUGUCCGGUUACCAUUACGGUCUGCUUACGUGUGAGUCAUGCAAAGGCUUUUUCAAGCGGACCGUGCAAAACAAAAAGGUGUACACGUGCGUGGCCGAGCGGUCGUGUCACAUCGACAAGACCCAAAGGAAGAGGUGUCCAUUCUGCCGAUUCCAGAAAUGUCUCGAAGUCGGCAUGAAACUCGAAGCCGUCCGAGCGGACAGGAUGCGAGGAGGCCGAAACAAAUUCGGGCCCAUGUACAAACGGGACAGGGCGAGAAAGCUGCAGAUGAUGCGUCAGCGACAGAUGGCCGUGCAAACGUUGCGCGGCGGCGUGGUCACGUCGGCCGGGGCCAACAACCACCACCAAUUCGCCAUGUUGGCCGGCGACGCGGUCACGCUAGGCCAGUACCCUGGUUCUCCCAUCACAUCCUCGGUGUCCAGUUUGCACAUCAAACAGGAAAUUCAGAUUCCCCAGGUGUCUUCGUUGACAUCCUCGCCCGACUCGUCUCCCAGCCCGAUCGCCGUGGCUCUGGGCCAGGCCGGACUCGGGUCUCUGACCACGGGCGCCGGCGGCACCACGUGUGUGGUCAACCAACACUCACAGAUGACGCUGCAAAUCGUGGCUUCGGCCAACGGCAACAACAAUAAUAACAACACUAGCAGCAGUAACAACAACAACAAUAGCACGAGCGUGACCAACAUGACCGGUACAAACGGUGGAGUCCCGCCGUCGCAACACCAGCAACAUCACCAGCAGGCACAACAACAGCAACAGCAGCAGCAACAGCAGUCGGUAGUACCGGCCUCGAACUUGUUGUCCGUAAACAAAAUGUGGUCGCCACCGUCGUCGCCUAAGAACUACCUGUUGUCUACGCACCAGCAGCAACAGCAGCAACACCACGUGCCACAGCAGCAACAGCAGCAACAACAGCAACAGCAGAUGGUGGUGGACGGUGGCGGUAGCUCGUCGACCGCCGCGACUGCUAAUGGUGGCGGCAGCGGCGUCAAAGGCAUGUCGCCCAUGAUCCGGGACUUCGUGCAGGGACUGGACGACCGGGAGUGGCAGAGUUCACUGUUUGGCCUGUUGCAAAACCAGACGUACAACCAGUGCGAGGUCGAUCUCUUCGAACUCAUGUGCAAGGUGCUCGACCAGAAUCUAUUCUCGCAGGUGGACUGGGCGCGGAAUUCGGUGUUCUUCAAAGAUUUGAAGGUGGACGACCAGAUGAAACUGUUGCAGCACUCGUGGUCGGACAUGCUGGUGCUGGAUCACAUCCACCAGCACAUGCACAACAACCUGGCCAACGAGAUCAUGUUGCACAACGGGCAAAAGUUCGAUCUACUCGCUCUUGGUCUACUUGGCGUCACCACGAUGGCUGAUUGUUUCGCCCAGGUCAUCGAUAGGUUACAGGAGCUCAAGUUUGACGUUGGCGAUUACAUCUGCUUAAAGUUCCUGCUGCUGUUGAACCCCGAUGUCAAAGGGAUUGGCAACAGUAAACACGUUCACGAAGGUCACGAGCAAGUGUUGAAGGCUCUCUUGGACUAUUGCAUCACAGCCAACUCUCAAGUACAGGACAAAUUUACCAAAUUGUUGUCCGUACUACCCGAAAUCCAUCACAUAGCCACCAGGGGCGAGGAGAGUCUGUACUUGAAGCACUGUAGUGGCGGCGCUCCCACGCAGACGUUGCUCAUGGAGAUGCUGCACGCCAAACGAAAAUAACAAAAAUCACACAAGACACACAUACACACACACUACUCACCACCAAAAUAUUAUAUAUUUUAUAACAAUAAUAGCGUAUAUACUAUAUACUGCUGUUAUUAUUAUUAUAAUAAUGACAAUAUAUUAUUAUUAUUAUUAUUUUAUUUAAAAUAUAUAUAUUUAGAUGUCCACACACAACACACCAUCACCACCACUACCACCCCUUACACACACACACACACACACACACACACUCAUGCCCACAAAGUCAAAUCGACAUCAUCUGCAAUGCGAAGAACAGACACCACACCGCACGGCACUCCUCGCACUCGUUCCACGGUUGGCCAAAUAUUUUAAAAGACAGACCCCGUCAACGUCUAUUUGAGCGACAGCCACGUUACCAUGACAACUAAAUAAAUUUUGAGUCAUUACAGAGUUACCAACUGAUCUCGUCGACAGCGUCAUUACACACGUACGCGAUGUUGGUCAAAACUACUCGUACACACCACAUACACUGAUGUACACAACAUACACCAAUACACACACAUACACAAAUACACACCACAUAAUUAUUAAUAUUAUUUAUUAUUAAUUAUUUAACUUAUGUUUUUUUUUAUAUAUAUUAUAUUAUAAAUGUAAAAAAAGUAAUCCUCCCGAUGACUAAUGAAAUAAGAGUGCACUAUGUGCGCCCAAAAAAUCCGAUUAUUAUUAUUAUUAUUAUUAAGUACAUAUGUUAUGUUUAUAUAGUGCAUAUUAUAUAUUAUAGCAUAAUGCGUAUGUAUACAUAUAUUUUUAUUAUGAGCGAUAUAGUUUGUAUAUAUAUUAUUAUAAUGAUUUUAAUGCUUAGCUUAGGUAUUUAAUGUUUGGUUACCAAAUCUCAAAAGGCCAGUAAAAGGAGAUGUGCUCAAGAUUUAAAAAUGUUUAAAAAAGAUUAUAUUAUCUACAAUAUAAUACAAGCCGUUCAGUUCCUAAACACUGUUCCAAUUUUAAAUAAGAUAUUAAUCCGCUAUGUUUGGUUUUCUCCUUCUUUGUAUUAAUUGCAGAUAUUUUGUUCAUGAAAGAGAUAUAUAAGUGAGACCCAUAUGCAAAGAAAGAAUGACUACAAUAAAUGUGUGUAAAUAUUGCUGUUUACAGUAUUCGUGUGUUUUAUUGUAAAUUGUAUUUUUACUACAAAAUUGUAAAGAUCUUAUAACGAUUUGAACCAAUUUACUAUAUCCGCACACUCAUAUUUUGUUUCUUUACGACGAUUUGUGUAAAAAAAAAAAUGUAAGUACAUAUACAUAUUUAUUUAUGUAUAUAGUAUUUUUUAAAUAUCAAUUGAAUAAAAAAGAUUAACUACCAUUGCCUCCAUAACA
Molecule: messenger RNA, 4266 nt
Organism: Acyrthosiphon pisum (pea aphid)
Lineage: Eukaryota; Metazoa; Arthropoda; Insecta; Hemiptera; Aphididae
Product: nuclear hormone receptor FTZ-F1
Exons: 10
Coding region: 614-2932 (772 amino acids)
Biological process (GO): hormone-mediated signaling pathway; tissue development; regulation of transcription by RNA polymerase II
Cellular component (GO): RNA polymerase II transcription regulator complex
Molecular function (GO): nuclear receptor activity; RNA polymerase II cis-regulatory region sequence-specific DNA binding; zinc ion binding
Source: RefSeq, a predicted model, not a curated record